Messenger RNA from Echinops telfairi (small Madagascar hedgehog), 2619 nucleotides. RefSeq names its product protein kinase AMP-activated non-catalytic subunit gamma 2 (gene PRKAG2). Lineage: Eukaryota; Metazoa; Chordata; Mammalia; Afrosoricida; Tenrecidae. The coding region runs from base 80 to 1768 and encodes 562 amino acids. The record is from RefSeq and is a predicted model, not a curated record. The transcript has 16 exons.
AGGGGUCCGGCCCCGCGGCCGCACGGGGCGAAGACCGUUCCGGGAGCUCGUCACCCGGAAUUCCCUUGGGGGUCAAGUGAUGGGAAGCGCGGUCAUGGAUACCAAGAAGAAGAAGGACGGUGCCAGCCCCGGCGGGAGCGGCGGCAAGAAGAACUCCAGCUCCAAGAGGCGGUCGCUGCGCGUGCACAUCCCGGAUCUGAGCUCCUUUGCCAUGCCACUUCUGGAUGGAGAGUUGGAGAGCGUGGACAAGCAUGCUCGCAAGGUGGAUAACCCCUUCAGCGCGGGCAGCCCCUCCAAGGGUUUAUUCUCCAGAGGCCCCCAGCACCAGCCCUCCAGCCCCAUGUCUGCUCCCGUGAGGCCCAAGACCAGCCCCGGCUCACCCAGAACAGUGUUCCCAUUCUCCUACCAGGAGUCGCCCCCGCGUUCUCCGCGCCGGAUGAGCUUCAGUGGCAUCUUCCGCUCCUCGUCCAAGGAGUCCUCCCCAAGCUCCAAUGCCUCUACCUCUCCCGGGGGCAUCCGGUUCUUCUCCCGCUCCAAAAAAACUUCCGGCCUCUCCUCGUCUCCAUCUACACCCACCCAGGUGACCAAGCAGAACACGUUUCCCCUGGAAUCCUAUAAGCAUGAGCCUGAGCGAUUGGAAAAUCGAAUCUAUGCCUCCUCUUCCCCUCCGGAAAUAAACCAGAGAUUCUGCCUACCUUCCUUCCAGAGUGCCACCCACCCAGCAGCACCACCGCCGGUGGCUGCCUCCAGAACGCAGGAAGAUGGGAGAAACCCUAAUGUAGAAGAAUGGAUGGAGACAUUUUGGCACAUGUACCAAUCAGAAGACUCUGAAAGUGGCGUAUACAUGCGAUUCAUGAGAUCACACAAGUGUUAUGACAUUGUUCCUACAAGUUCAAAGCUUGUUGUCUUUGAUACGACGUUACAAGUUAAAAAGGCCUUCUUUGCCUUGGUAGCCAAUGGUGUUCGAGCAGCGCCACUGUGGGAGAGUAAAAAACAAAGUUUUGUAGGAAUGCUAACAAUUACAGAUUUCAUAAAUAUACUCCAUAGAUACUACAAGUCACCCAUGGUACAGAUUUAUGAAUUAGAGGAGCAUAAGAUUGAAACAUGGAGGGAGCUUUAUUUACAAGAAACAUUUAAGCCUUUAGUGAAUAUAUCUCCAGAUGCAAGCCUCUUCGAUGCUGUAUACUCGUUGAUCAAAAAUAAAAUCCACAGAUUGCCAGUUAUUGACCCUAUCAGUGGGAAUGCACUUUAUAUUCUUACCCACAAAAGAAUCCUCAAGUUUCUCCAGCUUUUUAUGUCUGAUAUGCCAAAGCCUGCCUUCAUGAAGCAGAACCUGGAUGAGCUUGGAAUAGGAACGUACCACAACAUUGCCUUUAUACAUCCAGACACUCCUAUUAUUAAAGCUUUGAACAUAUUUGUAGAAAGACGAAUAUCCGCUUUGCCUGUUGUCGAUGAAUCAGGAAAAGUUGUAGAUAUUUAUUCCAAAUUUGAUGUAAUUAAUCUUGCUGCUGAAAAAACAUAUAAUAACCUAGAUAUCACGGUGACCCAGGCCCUUCAGCACCGGUCGCAGUAUUUUGAAGGUGUGGUGAAGUGCAGCAAGCUGGAAACACUGGAGACGAUCGUGGACAGGAUAGUGAGAGCCGAGGUGCAUCGGCUGGUGGUAGUCAAUGAAGCAGAUAGUAUUGUGGGUAUUAUUUCACUGUCUGACAUCCUUCAAGCCCUAAUACUCACACCAGCAGGUGCCAAGCAGGAGACAGAAGCUGAGUGACACUGUGAUUGCAGGCCCCCUCGAGGAGAACUUGAACAGCGUUCCGGGGCUCACGUUUUACCUCUUGGAACACUGACCACAAUAGAAGAAAGUAAAAUGGUUAAGAAUGUGUAUCAGGGUUUAGGGUAUUUUUUUCCAUUGAUGUUGAAACUGAACAUAAAAAGAGAAAGGUUUUAUAUGCUUGAAGAUUCAGGCUUGCAUUAAAAGACUAUUUCCAGACUUAGUCUGAGACUGCAAAUGCUGUCUGUCAUAACAGUGCAUUGUGUCCUGGAAGUCUUCGUUUCCAUUUCAAAGGGUCCGCUGGUGUGCAGCAGGUCUUGUGACAUAAGGUGAGUGUGUGGCAUAUUCAGAUCAUAGUGCCUUAUGUCAGAACACAGCAAUAUGUCAUCACAGCGGAGGCGCACUGGGGGGCGGGCAAUCUACUGGACUGAAUGUCUGAACCUCUUACCAAAUCAGCUCGUCCUCGUUAGAGUUGUCCAAAAGUCGCCCUUUGAAUAGAAGUCAUUACUUUGAAAACUUCAAUGGUGGUUUUGAGUUUAAAUGUUUUGUUCUCAACUACAGUGUAAAACAAGAACUGCUUUGAAAACAGCUUUAUUUAUUUUUACUUCCAUGACAAUUGUUUUCACCUCUUUGGGUGGGGAAACUUCACCAUAUCCGUCAAUAAACUCUUGGUUAUUCUUUUACAAUGACAAAUUUCUCAUUUUUGAAGUUUGGACCUGGAGAGGAUAUGACGUUUAAGGUAACGCCUGCGUGGAGACCCACCACAGUGAAGGAUGCCUGUCUUACGAUGUGCAGAUGGAAAGGUCUUUUUUUUUCCUUUUUGUGUAUUAAAAUGUAAAAUCAUGAUUAUA